AUGUCUCAGUCUUCUAGACGAGACGCCGCGCAAUUAUCGCGGCCGGGCCCGCAUGAGGGUGAGGAUGCUAGGAAGAGCCAACAAGGGACUUCUUCGCAGAACACUACGCAUGUCGGCCACAUUCCGGGUCAACAAUACUUUCCUCAGCAGCAGAAUUUACAGACAAGGCCAGAGCCGUUUAAUCUUGGUCCACUCAGUGCAGCAUUGCCUGAUCCAUCCUACCAGAACUAUGGCCAACCACAAAGAUAUCCUUCAGCUUCUCAAUCCUCCGGGAUCAUCUACCAGAUGCAAAAUCCUCCACAAUUUGGUGGGCCACAAGCCAUGAGUCCAACGAACGCACCAUACCCAUACCAAGCGCAGUACCAAAGUAUUUAUGCUACGGGCAAUUCUCCAUCUCCGCCGCAUCUACAACAAGGGCCAGCGAUGGGCAAUCAAUUCUAUCAGGGAUUUAUAGGGCAACAACAGCAACUUGGGACUCCUCCUUUUAUUCAGCCAAGUCACUAUAGUCAGAUGUAUUCUGGUAUGCCACAACCUCAACAAUACGGGCCUCGCGGUGGCUACUCUGCGGACAGUCAAAUCCCCCAACAGCAACGUCCCAACGAAUAUCUAGGAGUUAUUUCCCCUACUGGAGGAUCCGGGAUGCCUAGCAGAAUUGGACACGCAAUUUGGAUAGGAAAUCUGCCCCCACAAACCGAGCUGAUGAAUCUUGUCCAUCAUGUCUACAAGGAAGCUCCUGGACUUGAGUCCCUAUUCCUAAUUUCAAAGAGCAAUUGUGCUUUCGCCAAUUUCAAAGACGAAACCACCUGCGCUGCUGCUCAAGCCAAAAUUCACGAUUCGAGGUUCCAAAACGUCAGACUAGUCAGUAGAUUACGGAGGAGAUCUGUGGGAACCACUACUGGUGUUCCCGCGCCCACGGGCCCUGCCGCGCUGACGCCUCCAAAUCCCGCCCCAGAUCGAACGCCUUCUCCCGAGAGCGGAUCUAAACCUAAAGAGGUAGGCGGAGAGGUGAACGAACAGGAUAGUGAGGACAGUCCAUCGCCCAAAGAUAAGUUCUUUGUUGUCAAAAGCCUUACCGUCGAAGACCUCGAGCUCAGUGUACGAAAUGGAAUCUGGGCCACUCAGUCACACAAUGAAGAGAUUCUCAACAAAGCAUAUCAGACUGCAGAUAAUGUCUACUUGAUCUUUUCGGCAAAUAAGUCAGGAGAAUACUUUGGCUAUGCAAGGAUGAUAUCCCCCAUCAAUGAUGACCCCGCGGCAGCAAUAGAGUUCGCACCGAAAGCACAAACUGUGGAAGAUCCCGAACUUCCAAAGGCCAUUCCUACUCCGGCAACUGAGUUUGUUCCAAAAGGUCGUAUUAUUGAUGAUUCGGCUCGAGGGACGAUAUUCUGGGAAGUAGAAAGAGACGAAGAAGACGAGGAGGAUGAAACUCAAAGCAACAAAAGCGACACGGAUUUAGAAUCGCCCCUGAAUUCGAAAGCGUGGGGUAAACCCUUCAAAGUUGAAUGGUUAUCAACCACCCGGCUUCCAUUCUAUCGGACGAGGGGGUUAAGGAACCCGUGGAAUUCGAACCGUGAGGUAAAGAUUGCUCGAGAUGGCACCGAAUUGGAGACUUCAGUCGGACGAAAGCUCAUAGGUCUCUUUCAUCGGAUCCCAAGUGCUGUUGCGCAGCCUGUAUCUCAGAUGCAAGGCAUGCUAACUCCUCUGGCUGGAUAUCCGCCUAUGCGUCCCUUUCAAUAA
Messenger RNA from Amorphotheca resinae ATCC 22711, 1737 nucleotides. RefSeq lists its product as hypothetical. Gene Ontology annotation, biological process: mRNA splicing, via spliceosome; regulation of alternative mRNA splicing, via spliceosome. Gene Ontology annotation, cellular component: nucleoplasm. The coding region runs from base 1 to 1737 and encodes 578 amino acids. The transcript has 3 exons. Lineage: Eukaryota; Fungi; Ascomycota; Leotiomycetes; Helotiales; Amorphothecaceae. Gene Ontology annotation, molecular function: N6-methyladenosine-containing RNA reader activity; mRNA binding. The record is from RefSeq and is a predicted model, not a curated record.